AUGACUUCAUCUCCGGAAGUUCUCUGCCAAUUCGUCUCGGCCUGGCUAUCUUCCAUCCCGCCUCCCGACGCCAACAACGAGGAAACCGAAACCAAUCCCACCACCGCAUUAUCCCCUUUGCCCUGCCGCAAGGGCGAGCCGCGCUCCAAAAAACAGCGACUCUCAAGCCCACGAAAAGACGACAACCCCAACGCUUCAUGGGCCUCGAAACCGUUUCCAUCGCCCCCUGCCACCGCGAUAGCUGCCAUGGACCCUACCCUGCAGUCCCAACGACAGAAGCGCAGCCGAGAUGAGUGCGAUGAUGACGACGACGACAACGACGACGACGACGACGAGAACGGCAUUGCCAGCGCCAGUGCCAGCGGCAGCGACGAAAAUGGCAACGGCAAUGUUAUUCUUGGGCUGCAACACUCGAAACUGGACGAGUCCACACCUCGGGCCGAAAGAGCUGGUCAUGCCCAGCUUCCCACCCCUGUACCUAUUCAUCUGGCUCAGAAUACGUCGAUAGCAGGCACACCCACGCCUUCCAUUUCCUCUCAUGCGCCGUCCCUGGCAUCCCGAACGUCCUCUCCGACCAAGCAAAUGCGUUUUGCCUCACUAGAUGUGACGGGGUACUUGAUCAAGAGCUUCUCUACUGAUGGGGAUACUAUGCCCUCGUCUCUGGCCCAGGUGCAUCUCCAACUCACCGAUAUCCAGGAGAAGGUGGCUAUCAUUCCCAACUACCUGAAAGACGAAAGUGUGCUGUUGCUAGAGAACUGGAGAGCUCCUGGAAUCAAGACGUACACCGACCCCUCCUGGACUACGUCUUCCGCCCAGAUAGGCCUUGUCCCCUUGACUUCCGCUACUGCCUCCAUAAUCCCCCAGUUCCGACCCAAGACUGUUCCGUCCAAGAUGGUGGACUACUGCGUGCACGUCGUUCCGACCUGUGAAGAGAAGGCUCGAAUCGACCAACUGUGCAUGUCUCGGCCCGCGGCCUCCAUCAAUCACACGGACUGGGGUAACCUCAGCGGCGAUCCAAUUGCCUUGUCCAUUGAAACUAAGCGCGAUGGUGAGGGAUUAGAACAGGCCCUUUCCCAGAUUGGGACCUGGCACGCCUGCCAGUGGCGCAGCCUUUUGCACGAGAAACAGUACGCCCCUUCCGGCAUCGAAUUCUUGCCAGCCCUCAUCGCACAGGGCCACACGUGGUACUUUGUUGCCACGACACGUCAGGAUUCCGGUCAGGCAUGGCUUUACACCAAGAUGGAAGUGGGGACCACCGAGACUCUCGUUGGGACGUACCAGAUCCUCGUGGCGUUGCAGUAUUUGAAAUGCUGGAUCGAGGAUGUUUAUUGGCCCGCAUUUCGAGCAUACAUGCUGGCCCUACUAUGA
Colletotrichum higginsianum IMI 349063 is the source of this 1368-nucleotide messenger RNA. RefSeq lists its product as uncharacterized. The record is from RefSeq and is a predicted model, not a curated record. Lineage: Eukaryota; Fungi; Ascomycota; Sordariomycetes; Glomerellales; Glomerellaceae. The transcript is spliced from 3 exons. The coding region runs from base 1 to 1368 and encodes 455 amino acids.